UUUGUCUCAAAAAAAAGAAAAGAAAGGGAGUUCUAGGACAUGUUCUUUGGACAUGUCAAAUAUGCCUGUUAGAAACUUGAGUGGAGAUGUGAAGCUCUAAGUUAGGAUAUAUGAGAUUGGCAGUCACCAGAGAGUUUGGAGUUGGAGCCUAAGAGUAACUGGACUAGAGACAGUAUCUCACUCACAAGUGAGAUAAGGUGGAAAAGAGAGGACUUCAAAGAAGUUGGAAUCUGGAAGAGAGGGAGAAUUGUCUGGAAGUUGCAAUUGUCUGAAAAGGAGGAGCAAGUAAGACACCUGCCUACCUCCAGCCUCAACAGCAGGAGAGCAAAAGAGAGCUUUGGAGUCUUCUGGGAGGAGGAGAGGUCAGUUAGAGUAAGAAGGUCCUCAAAAAGGAGAACAGAGGAGAUGCUGCUGCUGACAAGCAUGAAUUCCUGUCCCCCACAAGGCUUGGGUUACAGAAAGAUGACAAACUGGUCUGGUUGGGUGUGCAAAGCUGUAUGAGAAUUAGGAGCUGUGGGAAGAAAAGCCAUUCAACACCGGACCCCAACCUGAUGCCACUUCGACUCAAAGAAGGGCCUUGGAGGUCACUCAAAAGCUCUGGGUUGAUUUGUGGAAAGUUUUGCCCUGCAGCAGAACACAAAGAGAUCAAAGACCCUCAAAGAAGAGACAGAGACCAGAGAGAUGGGGACUGGGACAGAGGUCCAGAGAAAGGGAGAAUAGAGAUGAGGGAGAGGGACACAAACCCAGAGAGAAACAGCAUCCCAGAAAGAAAUGUGGACCGGAAGUGGGCCGGAAUCAGCAAGUUCUAAGGCUUAGUGUCUCUCUCCACGCCCCCAGCAGAGGGCGCCCGGAACCCCUUUCCAGGAGUCCGGGGUGACCAAUCCCCCACUAUUUGCCCCUCAAGCCAAUCGGAUGGGGCUAUUUUUACGCAGUGUCACCAGACACCGACUGGCUGGAAGGCCGUCUUGUGUUUGCCCUUCGGUUCUUGAGAGUGACCCUGUGGCAUCUUCCCAGCCCACUCCCCACCCGUUCCUGGCAACCCCAGCCUCCUUUUGCGCUAUUCAGGGAUACAGUUCAGGCCCUGCUAGAUUUCAGGAAGUCUGGUAUAGAAUCCAGGUGGAGACCGCAAGGCAGACUGAGGAGAGGAUGGGGUGCGGGUGCACAUGUUCAGCGGUUUGCAGCUGCCAGAGUGACCCCAGGACAGGACAGCCAUCAGGACAGUGGUGGAGCUGCCCAGGAGUGAUGGUCAGAGAGAGAUCCAGAGAUAAGACUCCAGAGGCCCUGAGUCCUCUAGGGGUCCUAAAACAGACACUCCAAGUCAUUCAGAAAUACAGGCAAAGACCCAAAGGGAAGCCUCAGAAAAACCCUGGAAUGGAGACAUGGAAAUUCAAGAGAUAAUAAAUGAAAAGAUAUCCAGGGAGACAAAAAGAGAAACAAGAUCAAAAUGAAAGCAUAGAUCCAGAGACCAAGACACAGAAUCUGGCAGGGAGUUCCAUUGAGAGGCCCCUAGAAUGAGAAACUUCAGAGAUAACUAACCCAUAGAGAUACUCAGAAAAAUAGAUUCCCAAUAGAAAGACCCAACACGAUGACAUAGACAGACACUGAACCAUUCAAGAGAAAGGUGGAAAUACGCGACGCCAAUAGAGAGCUCAGAUUGUCAUUUAAAAAGAGGAGAAACACAUACACAAAAACUGGGAGAGAAGCAGGGCAGAGAUCCCGGGCAACAGAGGUAAACAGGGAAAGGGGACCUGAAAGCUGGUUAGUCGCAGAAAGCGCAGCGCGGCGGUGGUUUGGGGGCAGGGCGGGGGCCCCGGCAGAGGGCGCCCGACCGCCCUCUGCCCCUCUGGGGUCACGGCGCCCCCUCCCCCGCGCCCUCGCCGGACUGCCGGGCUAUUUUUACGCGCCGACACUGGACACCGAGCUGGGUCUGCCGCGGCGGCAGCGGCGGCUGAGGCGGGGCCGCACCGGUCCGGGUGUCCGGGCCACACGCCCGCUCGCGGGUCGCCGGGGCUGCGCGCGCCAUGGAGCCACGGUGUCCACCGCCGUGCGGCUGCUGCGAACGGCUCGUACUCAACGUGGCCGGUCUGCGCUUCGAGACCCGGGCGCGCACAUUGGGCCGCUUCCCGGACACGCUGCUCGGGGACCCAGCACGCCGCGGCCGCUUCUAUGAUGAAGUGCGCCGCGAGUACUUCUUCGACCGGCACCGUCCCAGCUUCGACGCGGUGCUCUACUAUUACCAGUCCGGCGGGCGGCUGCGGCGGCCGGCGCACGUGCCGCUCGACGUCUUCCUGGACGAGGUGGCUUUCUACGGGCUGGGCGCGGCGGCCCUGGCGCGCCUGCGCGAGGACGAGGGCUGCCCGGUACCACCCGAGCGUCCCCUGCCCCGCCGCGCCUUCGCGCGCCAGCUCUGGCUGCUCUUCGAGUUCCCCGAGAGUUCGCAGGCCGCGCGCGUGCUCGCCGUCGUCUCUGUGCUCGUAAUCCUAGUCUCCAUCGUGGUAUUUUGCCUUGAGACGCUGCCUGACUUCCGCGACGAUGGCGACAACGCAGGGAUUGCAGCAGUGGCAGCCGCUGCCCCGUUCCCUACUCGGCUGAAUGGCUCCAGCCCUGCGCCUGGAAAUCCACCCCGCUUGCCCUUCAGUGACCCAUUCUUUAUGGUGGAGACGCUGUGCAUCUGUUGGUUCUCUUUUGAGCUUCUGGUGCGCCUGAUGGCCUGCCCGAGCAAAGCGAUCUUCUUCAAGAAUGUGAUGAACCUCAUCGAUUUUGUGGCCAUCCUACCCUACUUUGUGGCACUGGGCACCGAGCUGGCCCGGCAGCGAGGGGUGGGCCAGCCAGCCAUGUCACUAGCCAUCCUGCGGGUCAUCAGAUUGGUGCGUGUCUUCCGCAUCUUCAAGCUGUCCCGGCACUCAAAAGGCCUACAGAUCUUGGGCCAGACACUUCGGGCCUCCAUGCGUGAGCUGGGCCUCCUCAUCUUCUUCCUCUUCAUUGGUGUGGUUCUCUUUUCCAGUGCAGUCUACUUUGCUGAAGUUGACCGAGUGGACUCUCAUUUCACCAGCAUCCCCGAGUCCUUCUGGUGGGCAGUGGUCACCAUGACCACAGUUGGCUAUGGAGACAUGGCACCUGUCACUGUGGGUGGCAAGAUAGUGGGCUCUCUGUGUGCCAUCGCUGGUGUGCUGACCAUUUCCCUGCCAGUGCCUGUCAUUGUCUCCAACUUCAGCUACUUUUACCACCGGGAAACAGAGGGCGAAGAGGCUGGGAUGUUCAGUCAUGUGGACACGCAGCCCUGUGGCACACUGGAGGGCAAAGCCAAUGGGGGAUUGGUGGAUGGAGAGAUGCCUGAACUACCACCUCCACUCUGGGCCCCCCCUGCAAAACACCUGGUCACUGAAGUGUGAGGGACAGUUAAGGUCUGCAGAACCUCAUACUUCCUUGCAGGAAAGGAGGAAGGUAGGGUGGAGGGCCAGGCCGAGGGGAGGGAAAUGCAUUUAGGAAGAAUUAGGUUAUGUGGUAAUGAACUGGGGAACACUGAGUCUUGCUGGGUCUUGAGUUGUGUGGUUUGGUAGCUCCUGAGGGUACCUCCUUGUGUAUCAGCAAGUGGCAGUGGGUUGUGUUGAGUUGAGGAGGACUCCAUUGGUUCAUCUUGCAUUGAGCUGUGCAAAGUUCAUGGGGGCUUUUGGGGUAGUAUUGAGAUAGGUUUGGUCAUAUCAUUUUGUGAGUUUCCUUGGCUGGUAUUAGGUUGGGUUGGGCUAUGAGUCCAGGUGAGUCUUGUUCAACUGCAUUGUACAGGAUUCUGUGUUUUUUUGAGUCCCCUAGGGCAUGGUGGGUCACGUUAGAUGAUCCUCCAUAGCAUUGUUGAGAUUGAUUGUGCGGUCAUGCAUGGUGUUCAGUUUCAUGGAGACAUAUUCAAAAUUGUGGAGCUUUGUGAUUCUUCUGGGGCCAUGUUAUUUUAGGUUCUGUGAAUUUGUGAGUCGUAUAGAAAUGUGAAUAGUCACUUGAUAGAAUUUGAGUUUUCUAGGUCCCAGUGGGUUUGGGUUGGAAUGGAUGAUCAAAUGAGUCUUAUAAGGUUCUGUUGGGUUGAGUUGUCUAGAGUUUUGUGAUUGUAAGCUUUUCAGGGCCAUAAUGAAUUGAGCCAUAUUGAGUUAUAUAACUACAUGAAUCUUGUAAGGCCAGUUGAGUUGGUUCAUAUAACUGUCUGAGUCUCAUAGGGUCAUGCUGAGUUGAGUUAUAUUGAGUUGUGUCAUUGUGUGUCCUGUAGUAACAUGAGAUUAAGUUGGACUGUAUGAAUGAGUUCUAUAGGGCCAUGUUGGGUUGUUUUGCAUUUAGUGAUAGCGCCAGGACCCAAGGAAGAAGUACUGGAAAAGAAUUAUGGAUCAGGGAGCAAGUGUGUGAUGGUAUAGACUCUGGGAGAUGUACCAAGCUGGCUUCUCUGGUGUUACUCACUGUAGGGGGGAUGAAGGCAGCUGGAUUCUGUAUCUACAGGUUCAAAUGUUCAUCUAGAGGUGACUUGGGUGAACUAGAAAGAGAUAGACUCUCCUUCUGUAUGCCCCACAUCCACUUUGUUGUGGCAUCUAAUCCUCCUACCCCAUCCUUCCCUACAGUUUGACUCCCAGACAUGGAGGUCAGAGCCACAAAGGAAAGGGAAGGGGAAAGGGUGAGAAAACUGUGCUCUGUCCACACAUGAUGGAGGGACAGAAACCAAAGGGUGGGGGACAAAGACCAGGGGAAGGAUAGAGACCCAGAGAGAGGAAGAGAUAGAAACCCAGGGAAGAGGAGACAAAGACUUUUAAGAGAGAGGAAUAGAGACUUAGGGGAAAGGAAAGACCUGGAUGGGGGACAGACCUUGAGAGAGAAGGGACAGAAAUCCAGAGUGACAGGAGGAAAAAAACAAGAAUGAGGGGUAGAAACCCAAAGAGCAGUAUUAGGCAGCCAGAGACAAUUCCCUGGGUUUGAGACAGAACAUAGAGUCUCAGAGAAAGGGAACCAAAAAAGAAAAAGGCAGAUAAAGUCAGUACCAGCUGGGCAGAGUGGCUCAUGUCUAUAAUCCCAGUACUUUGAGAGGCUAAGGUGAGAGGAUCACUUGAGGCUAAGAGUUUAAGACCAGACUGGGCAACAUAGCAAGACCUCAUUUCUACCCCAAAUAAGAAAAAUUAGCCAGGUGUGGUGGUACAUGUCUAUAAUCCCAGCUACUCAGGAGGCUGAAGCAGGAGGAUCAUUGAGCCUAGGAAUGUGAGGUUACAGUGAGCUAUGAUGAGGCCACUGUACUCCUCAUAGGUGACAAAGUAAGAUCCUGUCUCUAAAAGAAAAAAAAAAAAACUAAAAAGAAAUAGUCAGUGACCUGAACCUGCAAAAGAUAUAGUCUCUAUUCCACAUAAUCAUAGAAUUCCUAAAUCAGGCUGUUCACCCCUCCUCCUCACAGCUCAGGAAGGCUGUCAGACAGGCUGAAGGCCUCACUCUUUUUUCCAGGGGAGAAACCUGACUCUCAGAGCAGGGGAGUGGCCUCCCAAGGUCACACAGCACAUCCCUGGGGGCCAGUUCUGUGACAGGCUGCCUGCUCCACAUGUCCCCUUCAGCUUCCUGGUGCACAAGGGACCUUCCAAGUC
Messenger RNA from Nycticebus coucang (slow loris), 5597 nucleotides. RefSeq names its product potassium voltage-gated channel subfamily A member 7 (gene KCNA7). Lineage: Eukaryota; Metazoa; Chordata; Mammalia; Primates; Lorisidae. The record is from RefSeq and is a predicted model, not a curated record. Gene Ontology annotation, biological process: protein homooligomerization; potassium ion transmembrane transport. Bases 2022 to 3392 code for a protein of 456 amino acids. The transcript is spliced from 2 exons. Gene Ontology annotation, cellular component: membrane; voltage-gated potassium channel complex. Gene Ontology annotation, molecular function: delayed rectifier potassium channel activity; protein binding.